This is a messenger RNA of Marchantia polymorpha subsp. ruderalis, 3796 nucleotides long. The record is from the annotation of a GenBank genome assembly. Lineage: Eukaryota; Viridiplantae; Streptophyta; Marchantiopsida; Marchantiales; Marchantiaceae.
UCCGUGUGUGUGUCUCACCAGAUUCCGCAGCGUACCGUCCGCCCACAAAUUAAAGCUAAAUAGCAUGCUACGUCGAUUUCCGACACUCUCACGAAAGAAUCCCUUCCCGAAAUGUUAUAUCGCAAGUCUCCCCACUUCGCAUGUCCCCACAGCUCCGAGAAACUCCGAACUCUAAGUCUCCGAUUUUCUCCCGUUGUGUUGUGAUCAGAGCGUUCGUGAAGACGGGGAAUCUGUGCCAAAUGCGAACAUAAAGCAUAAACUCGAGUUUUUGCACAUGUGCGCUACUGAUGAAAUAAUCGAUCGAUGUUCCCGAAGAAGAGCCUCUGAGGAAAUCAGCCAAAGAGUAGGGCACUACGAUAAAUUCGGCGAUAGCCGCUCGUCGUAACUGUACUAAAAGAUAUGCCCUACAGGACACGGAGGUUGACAAAAGCUAGUUAUGCAAGAAGAAGCGCGAGAUUGACAAUCGAUGACGACACCGAUGUGCUCUUGUGGCAAUUUGAAGGAAGACUUGUCCGAAAUCCGCAAUCAGAGGGACGCAUUUCAUUGUCCAUCGGGGGACCGACUUCAUAACCGUCUAAAGGCUCUUGUCAGCCCGUAGUGCUUGUGCCCUGACCCUACCAGGCCUGCUGCGCUCUUCGUUUCAGGCCUCUCAGAGGGCCGUCUCAUCUUGGCACCUACUAGCUAUAAUGCACUGUUGCUGACAAGACACGACGGGGAACUGGCUACCCUUUGUACAUGCAGAUUGUCAUACGUCGUGGAUCGAAAGAGAUCACUUCCCUUCAGAUACUGGCAAGGCUCCGCGAAGCCUAGAACUCACACGAAGCGGCUGCCAAGAAACGCAUUCUUUUGGAAAAGUUUCACGAGAUAAUUAAAUUUGAGGUCCCGAGAAACAAAGAGCAAUUACAAUUGUUAGGUGGCGGAAUCUUUAGCCUAUUUGAAGAAUGUGUAGGGUUCUGCACAUUUUCUUAAACUCCACUCCGCACGAGAUGAGGGAUAAGAAAGUCCACCCCGUAAAAGAUAUUUUCUUCGCAGUUUUCGACGAAGAAUCUUUUCCUUGAGUAGGCACUCUGGAGUCGGAUGAGACCGGCGAAGGUUUAAAUCAGAAGCCAGGAAGGACAUCGUAAGUGAAAUAAAUAUUCUCAGUAGCGAUUGAGGAAGAAAUCCUGCUUGAGUUGCCAAUUCGCAGUUAGUUUUUAUAAAUCAGCGGAUAUGGGAAAGGAAUCCGGGCAUGAACAUGGCAAAGGGGAGCAUGGUCACCACCAUGCUCACGGCGGGCACGGGCACAGUCAUCAUGGGCGACAUCACAGCCAUUGUACGGGGCCUGAGGAUUUUGUUCCCGAAGUUAAAGAGCCAGGUUGCCAUCAGCGGGAAGAGCUGCGGGAGAAGAAAAAGUCCCUGGAUUUGCAGUGGCGACGAAGUACUAUCAAGGUCUCUCCCUGUGUCCACUGCGCGUCCCAAGAGGCUCACGAGCGCGCCAGGAGAUACAGAGCCAAAGCCAAAUGCUUGGCGCCGGCGGAACUCUUAGUCUGCAGCAUGAAGUUGAUUGAAAGCUACCGAAAAAAGCGAGAGCCAGGACAGACGCCCAACGUUUACGCCGAUAUUUGGCUGCCUCUUUACAACGUCGUACAUCCUUACGACAUCCAAACUAUGAAGCAGGCAGAUUCUCUUUGGAUGCGUCAGGUAUGAGAGGCUUCUCAGAAUAUUUCUGGACAGAAUGUACGAACAGAUUUCUACUCUGACAUUCGACGACGAGAUGAAAUACACUGUUUUGGCGUACCUCGCAUUCCUACGCCUGCACGAACUUUCCUGGCCUCAGUAUAGACGGUUGGUGAUGAGCCAACCUCCGGGAAGAAUGCUACCAUUUAUGCGUUUCAUUUUCAAUGAGCGAGAGUUAAUAGAUCAUGUUCAAGCGAGUUGGUGUGCCGUCUAUGACAUCGAGUUUGUCCGGGAUAUACUCGAAAGUAUACGUUUCUUCUCAUCCGAAGCCCAAGAAGUUUGUGAAGCGUUAGAGGAAAGGGUGUACGCACCAGAUCCCCUCGGGAGAUAUGUACAACCUCCUACAGUUCCAAAACCAUUCAAAAUGUCUGUGAGCAAGACCGUUUGCCCCAAUUUUGAAGAGUGGGCGCCGCCAGAACCGUUCGAAGCAAGACCGGCUCCGAUGUUUGAGAAGGGCAGAACUCUUGAAGUGAAGAGGCUUUCAGCUGUCUUUAAGGAGAACCGACAGAUUCUGAAGAAGAAGUAUGACGAUCCAAAACAUCAACCGUUUCGACUUCGCUGUGUGGAGAGACCAACUAACAUUGAACAACUCCGGACGGAGGUGGAAGAGAAGUUUAUUCAAGAUCAUCAUUAUAUCCCAGCAGAGAUAAAUCCAGCUCCUGCAAUGCCUACUGUUGAGGUCAAGUUGAACGUUGCAACACUUCUAAGGGAGCAUGCAUUAUUUCAAAAGCAAAUGGAUCAAGAUAAGAAGAAGAUUGAGGCAUUUGAACUCGAGUUGCGGGAUGACUCAGAUUUCAAGCUUUGGCAGGAAGAACAGCGAAUGCAGGACGAGGUUGCAGAUGCAAUAAAUAUCGAAUUCAAUAGAAAGAAAGUUAUGGCAACAGACCAGGCUGCGAUAGAAGCCAAGGAAAAGUAUCUAGCAGAAAAGAUGGAAAUUGGAAGAGGAGCAAGGGAAGAAGCAAAAAUUAGCCACCUAACAAUCCAGCAAGAAUCAAAGAACGAGAAGUUUCGCAAGAAGCUCAAACACUUCCUCGUUGUUCAAGAUAAGAGAGGGAUAAAGAUAGCCAGGGAGAAUGUAGCAAAAGCAAGAAAAGCAAACGCAUUGGAGGUUCAAGCAGAGUCUGAGGAGCUUUGCGCAAAGAGUACUCUUCAAAAAGCUCAGGAGAUGGCUAUGAAGCAGGAGCUUGUUCGUCAGCUGAGGGCACUAGAAAAGGAGUCUUGCCACAUGGAGAAAAAGUUUGAUAUCUAUAGUAGCAGUGGACAAGGGCUGCUACAAGAAAUGUCGAUAGCUCAACUUCGAACCGAGCUUGUCCUCGUGAAGAGAUGGCUACAGCACGAGGAAGAUAUUAAGCGCCGGAAGAUUCAUGCUGUCAAAAUUGAGAGGCAAAACAUGCUGCUGGAGAGGUCCCGAGUGGUGACUCAAAUGAGGCAUAUUGCCCGUGCACAAUGGCUCUCAAAGAAAGCACAUGAGAAAUUUUAUGAUAAAACUGAGAUUAAUCCCGCAGAACAAUUGGGGCUUUGAUGUAAGACAGGGAUUUUAAACUCUUCGAUAACUGAAAGUUAGAACUGAUGUCUUGAUCAGAAUAAAGUGUUAUAUUAGGUGGAAUAUUCGAGAAAGGUAUACUACAAUAGCUUGUAGAAACCUCCGCCUUCUAAUUAUGUAACAGCAACUCCAUCUCAUAACCUUGAACGUUUUGACGCUUCAGUUGUGGAAUCCUUAUCAACCUAUCGAGCUGAAAGUAUUCUUGUCACGUCAAAAUUCCUUCUAUAUUACUGACAUAUCGUAUAAACCACGUGAGAUCUAGUUGUAAGGGACAACUCGUGAAAGAGGAAGUGGCUAGGAAAGUGGCCCAGUGUAAAGUAGUGACUCCACAGAAAAUUUUUUCAGCAGAAAGUUGAGCAGUUAUCAAGAGUUCAGCUGUGGUUGCACUCUCUCCAUUUUACCGAGGUAGAUUCGGAAUACGUAAGUACUUGGUAAUCUAGUCCAACUAUCAGUGGUUUGUAUUACCAAGACUAGAUGCGAUUUGGGUGGGUUUGUUCCUUGUGUUUCAAGUGGAGUUAAAUGUAUCUAAAGAAAUUA